AGCUUUCUCGCACGACCCUUAGGAGGCACAUAUGCCUCCUGUUACAGUAUCCGUCUCCCUCGUUGGUCUGCUUGCUCGACCCUUAUCUGGGAUUUGCCAAGCUUGUGGCUGCGCAGACUCUAUCGAACGGGCGGCCAUUUAGUAUGGCUUUGCGAGGGGACGGAAUAAUAGCUGCUACUUACCCUCAGAACAGUUUCUCACACAGACAACCAUUACCCUCGGACUAGGCUGGGGAUUUCACUGGCCUAGCAGUAAAAAUAGUCGUCGCAGAAUCCCCGUACAACCACUGUACAGUCAGCCUGUCUCCAUACUUGGCGGCCCGCCAUUGCAUUCGAUUGCGAGAGUUCGUCCCUGAAGCUGGUUUCCCACUUGCUCCCAUAAACAGCUCCUUCAAGCAGCACCAGGCGGUGCCUUGUCUUCAGGCGUUCGCGUUGCUUUUUAUAUGGAAUAAAAAACCUUCGUCUGGACGCAUAUACACAUUGCGUCGUCACCUCCUUUCAGGAGUCGCCGUUUAGGGUUCUCUCCAGCAUUCUCUCGUUAGGCUCACGUCCGUGUGCCUUCCCAGCUCUGCGCUAGAGCCAGAAUCUGCGAGCGUUUUACUUGCUUGUCUUAGGUAAACCACCGAGACCAAAGUGGUCGCGGAAUUAACGGGAGCUACAGGUUACCGGAUUUUACUGUUGAACGUCCCUAGGAAUCUCUAAGUCUGACAGACUGGACGACUUAAAGCCCUCGUCGCGCGCUGCAGUCUCCUCAUCUGCAACUGCAGCAGCAGCAGCUAUGCCCAUGUCUCCGGGGGGUCCUCUUGCCCCCGCCGCCAUAGUUCGGCUCCGAGGCGCCGCAGCGACGUUCCAGAAGCUUCCUCUCGGCUUCCUUCCCCCCGGUGGGCCAGGCGCCGCCGUUGUCUCUGCGGCGACCCGCCUCAUCGCGCGCUUCGGCAAGCGAGACGCGCCUAAGAAGGCCCGGAAAACCCGGAAAGCGACCAGGAAGGCGCGCGCGUCCGGAGAGGGGGAGGCGGAAGAGGAUGCCGAGGAGGAGGCGGAAGAGGCAGAGGAAGAGACGGCCCGUUUCGGUGGUGUUAGCCGUCAGCUCGCCCUUGUGAAAGGUCGAGGGUCCACUAUUUCGUUGAGAACCCCCUCUUCUGGAGCAGCAGCAGCAGCGGGUUUAGGGGCGGGAGCGGGAGCGGGAGCAGGAGCAGGAUCGGCUAUUUCGUCCCUUUUCGUGAAUCUCCAUCCGCGUUUGCUUCUGGCAUGUCGAUCCAAGCUGCUGGACAUAGGAACGCGCCUCUUCGCGCCCUCCUCCUCGCCCUCGACUCCGCUGUCUAUAAUCACCCUCCGUUCCGCGCUCCCUACGCCGGCGGGGCCCUCCGGCCCGCGCCCCUUCCGCGGGGCUGCGGGGCUGCGCCCGCACGGGCCUGGCGGAAGCACCCACGCGCAUGGCGGAAGCGGAGGCGGUUUUCACCAGCAUCCCCGCGGACCCUCCUCCGCUCGGUCCGGCACUCCGCGAGCCUCCGGAUCAGGAGGUUUGGAAGCUGGUUUGGACGAUGAGAGGUUGGGCAGACCGGGAGGUAGCAGUAUUGUGAGGAUGGGGGGAGCCAUGGCGCAUUCUCAUGCGCACGGUCCUGCGCAAUCCUUCCAUCAUCACCGUCACCAGAACCACCACCAGCAGCAGCACCAGCAGCAGUACCACCAUCACCACCAGCACCAUGCUUCUGCGCGCUUGUCGGGGGCUCGCGCUGCCGCGCUAGUCGUUCCGCCGCCCGCAGGCGGGCUUGCUUCCGCCGGUUCCGCGUCCGGCGCAGCAGCGUCCGCGGCUGCUGCGGCCGCCGCCGCUUCCGCCGGGUUCGGUUCUUCCGGAGGCUCCGCGCACGGUCCGUUCCACGGGGGAAGCCGCGCGGGCGGCGGGUUUGGGGGAGCUGGCAGGGUGGGGGAUAUCGGGGGACGCGCGGGUGCCGCGGGGAGGAUUUCCGGCGCGGGUGCAGGUGCAGCUAGUGCAGGCGGUAACUGGUCUAGAGCCGGGGGGGAUGGGUUGAGGCGAGGGAAGGGAGGAAGAGGAGGAGGAGGAGGGGGAGGAAUGGCAGCAGCGGCAGCAUCAGCAGCGGCAGCGGCGUCAGCGACGGCAGGAGUGUGCACGGGGAAAGCAGCAGGGGGAAUCCGUGGCGGUACGGCUCUGGCUGCUAGUGCGACCAACGCGGCCGCAGCAGCGGCUGCUGCGGAGGCAGCUGCAGCAGCGGUGGCGGCGUCUGCGAGGAGCUUCGCGGACGAGAGCGUGCCGCUAGCCAUUGGCGCUCUUGGCGGGGACUUUAGCAGGCGGCGGCCAGCGCGCACGGUGUCCAAGUUCCACCACGGGCGAGUGGGCGCGCACUCCGGCAACCACAGCGCUGCUGCUGAAGCCGUUGUGCAAGAGAUACUCGCGCUGCCGGACCCCUUCUGCUACAGCACUACUGCCUCCUCCUCCUCCUCCUCCUCCUCCUCCCCCGCUUCGGCCAACCUGAGUAGCAGCAGUGGCGGCAGCAGCGGCGGCAGCAGCUGCGGCAGCAGCACGUGCAGCAGCAGCAGCAGCGGAGGGGACAGCAGCAGCGACAGCAGCAGCAAUUGCAGCAGUGAGGACAUGCAGGAGUGCGACGUGCUGCUCUCGCAGGUGCUGGACCGCUGGCAGCGGGAGCAGCAGGGGCAGGGGCAGGGGCAGCAGGGCGCGGGAGAGCCGACCCUGGCGAACUGGUCGUAUAUAUUCCGGGAGCUGGGAAACCGAGGGCAGUGGCAGAAGACACUCGCGUGCUUCAACUGGCUGCUCGAGAGUCCGCGGGUGAAGCGGGGUGGGAGGGGCGGGGCGGGCGACUGGGCGAAGCUGGUAAGCACCACAAUAGCGGUGCUGGGGCGCCACGGCCAGGUGGACGCCGCUCGCCGCGUGUUCGAGCGCGCGCACGCCUUUGGUGUGCCGCCCAACGUCUACGCCUUUUCCGCUCUCAUCAGCGCCUAUGGUCGCAGUGGGCGCAGCACGGACGCGCUGGCGCUGCUGCGCAGCAUGGGGGAUGCGGGGUGCCGGCCCAACCUGGUGACGUACAACGCCGCCAUCGACGCCUGCGCCAAGGCGGGGGGGGCCGCCGGCGCGGGGGAGGUGGAGGUGGCGCGCGCAUGGGCGCUGGUGCGCGAGAUGAAGGAGCAAGGCAUUGCGCCUGACAGGAUCACGUACAACUCGCUCAUGGCGGUGUGCAGCAGGGCGGGGCAGUGGCAGGAGGCGCUGAGGGUGUUCGAACUCAUGGGGCAGGAGGCCAGCGCUGCUGCUGCUGCUGGCACUGCUGGUAGUGCUGAUACUGCUGGUGCUACUGCUGCUGCUGCAGCGUCCCGUGGUGGGAGGAAGGACCAGCAGGGGCCGGGCGGCAGGAGGAGGGGGAAGGAGGGCGGCGGUGGCGGAGGAGGCGGCGGAGAGGAGGAGGGGGGAGUGGCGUUGGUGCGUGACAUAUUCACGUUCAACACGCUCAUAGACGCGCUGUGCAAGGCGUCGCAGAUGGACGCAGCUGCCGCCGCCUUCGCCUCCAUGACCCAGUCAGACGUCACGCCCAACGUGGUGACCUUCAGCACGAUGAUAGACGGGUACCGCAAGGUGAACGACCUGUCGAGCGCCAUCAACAUGUUCCACACCAUGCAGCACGCCGGGGUCCGCCCUGACAGGGUGACGUACAACACCCUCCUGGACAUCUACGGCAAGGCAGGCCGCCUCCCCGAGGCCAUAGCCGUAGCCCGAGAGAUGGAGGCCGCGGGGUGGCGCCUGGACGUGGUGGCGCACAACGCACUGCUGGACGCGUACGGCAAGGCGGGGCGGUGCGACGAGGUGCUGCGCCUCUUCCACGCCAUGAAGCGCCAGGGCCUGCAGCCCAACGUGCUCACGCUGUCCGCCGUGGUGACGGCGCUGUCGCGCGCGGGCCGGCACCAGGAGGCGGCGGCGCUGUUCCAGCAGUACCGGGACAUGGGGCUGCAGGUGGAUGUGGUGGUGUACAGUGCGAUCAUCGACGCGCAUGGGAAGCAGGGCAAGGUGGAGGAUGCGAUGAGUGUGUUCCGGCAGAUGCUGCACGACGGCGUGCAGCCCAACGUGGUGACGUACAACUCGCUCAUCGACGCUCUCGGCCGCUCCACCCAGGUGACAACAUCAGGAAAGAGAAGUGAGGCCCGGCGCAAGCGUGGCGAGCGCGGGGAGGUAGGGGAGGAGGUGGGCUUGGCGGGGGCGGAGGAGGAGGGGGAGGAGGAGCGGAGGGAGGUGCGGUUGGAGGCUGCCCUGCGCAUGUUCCGAGAGAUGAAGGCAGCGGGCGUGCGGCCCAACGUCGUCACCUUCUCUGCCAUGCUCUCCACCUGCAGCCGUCUCUCCAACUGGCGCGACGCUGCCCUUCUCCUUCGCGAAAUGGGCUCCACGUUUGAAGCCCCCUCCGUCCCUGCCACUACUGCUGCUGUUGCUGCUGCUGCUACUCCUGCCACUGCCACCCUUACCACUGCUGCUGCCACGAGCAGCAGUGACACGAGUGCAGGGGUGUAUGUGCUCGCAGAGUCCAUGCUGCAUGGGUGUGUGCACGCAGAUGGGGACAGCGAGGACGAGCGAGAGGAGGAGAGAGUGCAGCCGAUGGACGAGGCAGGUGAUAGCAAGACUCAGAGCAGCAGCAGCAGCGGGAGUAGCAGCGGGGGUAGCAAGGGGAGUAGCAUGAGGAGCGGUGAUGGUGAGCUGGUGCAACGAGUGAGGGUGCUGUCGCGUGGCGAGGUGGGUCAGCUGUUCGCAGCGGUGGCAGCGCUGGACUCCUCCACCUCCAUCGCAUUCUUCAACGCUCUCAACGACCUGCUCUGGCGAUUCAACCAGAGGGCGCAGGCAGUGCGGGUGACACGGGGGGCGCGGCGCUUGGGGGUGUACGAGGGGGCGGUGUGGGGUAAGGUUGAGGCGCAGGAGUGGGUGCUGGACCUGCACCUCAUGUCCGUGGGAGCCGCCAUGGCCAUGCUGCACCUCUGGCUGCUGGACCUGCAGCGCCUCGUGCUCCAAUUCAACCACGUUGGGAGCACUGGGAGCACCGGGAGCACCGGGAGCAGCAGUAACCCCCUACCACGCCUUCUCAAUGUGCUAACUGGGUGGGGGCGCCACAGCAAGGUGGUGGGCACGAGUGUGAUCAAGACACAGGUGGAGGCGUGUCUCCUCGCCCUCGCCUCCCCCUUCCGCUCCUCUGCGUCCAACGGCGGCCGCCUCAGCGCCUCCGGCCCGGCUGUGUCGCGCUGGCUGCUAGCGCUGGCAGAGAGAGGCACCAGCAACCCGCUGCUGUUGCAGGAUGAGCGAGGGCUACGAGGGGCCUGGGCGUGAGGGGGUGCAGUGCAGCCACGGCUUGGUGUUACCUGUCCAGUCCAGCUUGCGGCCAAUGUUUACCUUUCCCCUGAGGGACGGGGGUGUUUUUUGUGUGUAGUGGCUGUGAGGCUGUGAGCUGAGCAAUGGGCUGCAGGCUUGAGUUGCUUUGCUAUGAGCUCCAGCUUUGCAACCGCAGCAGCAGCAGUAGCAGCAGCCGGAGCAGUAGCAGCAGCUUUCCCCAUUGUUGCAGCUUCCACUACUGCAGCUGCUGCUGCGAGCUGCCCCAAUUUUCGUGUCCCGCCCUCUUGCCUCAUCUAUUCUUGCAACUUCAAGCUGGGCGCCCAACACAUACUAUUUGGGCUUCAGCUUUCCCCCCUUUCUUUUUGUGCAUGUUUUUUCGUUUUCCUGUUUAUAAAUGGAGCACUUAUCA
This is a messenger RNA of Closterium sp. NIES-67, 5740 nucleotides long. The record is from the annotation of a GenBank genome assembly. NCBI's taxonomy places the organism in Eukaryota, Viridiplantae, Streptophyta, Zygnematophyceae, Desmidiales, Closteriaceae.